Messenger RNA from Gaeumannomyces tritici R3-111a-1, 486 nucleotides. RefSeq lists its product as hypothetical. Bases 1 to 486 code for a protein of 161 amino acids. The transcript has 2 exons. The record is from RefSeq and is a predicted model, not a curated record. Lineage: Eukaryota; Fungi; Ascomycota; Sordariomycetes; Magnaporthales; Magnaporthaceae.
AUGGCUGGCCCCGACUACGGGCUACACCUGGCAGUACAGCUGUCUACGACGGAAACGCGCCUAGAGGUUGUGCUCCCUGUACGGAAACCAGCUGUCCCUCGGCGGGUUACGCCGGCACGGGGCCUACGCCGUGCUCCGUCGGGCGAUGGGUACGUCGUGCGUCGAGUAGAGGACCCCUCAAGGUCAGCCAUCGGCUACGUCGACAUGGACAAGCGGAGCCAGGCAUCACCUGUGUGUGCGAGUGCGGCGCUCCUCUCACAGUUCCGGGGUGGUCAUGCCACUCCCUGGUUUCCGACCCCGAUCUACAGCCCCCGUCCGCUCAGGCACUUUAUCGACCGGGCCACGCUGGUCAAUGGUGUCCGGUCUGGGCUGUUGCCGCGCGCCCACAGGGGAGUCGGUCGACGUGGUUUGACGAAGCCCCCCUUCUAUGACCUCGGUGUGGAGGGAUCUGACUUGGUGACGCAUUUUCUUGGAAACUCGAGGUGA